UCCACCAUUUUGAUGGCUGAUAAAACUCUAGAAGAAAAAGAAAAGAAGUUGGCUGAGCAGCGAUCACAGACUGAAGCCGCAGCAAGAGAGAAGGAGAUCCUGGAAAAAGCUAACAUGGAGCUGAAGAGGAACCAAGAGAAGGAGCAGGAGAAUUACAAGCUUCACAUGGAAAUGCUGGAGAAGAAAAUGCUGGAGGAAAGGGAGAAGAUGAAGGAACAGAAUGAGUGGCUGAUAGGAGAGAAACUCAAGGAACAACAAGAGAUGCUGGCCGGGGGCUUCAAAAGGCAAUGUCAAUCGCUGGAGGACGAGAUCAAGCGACUACAAGUGGAGAACAACGAGCCCACGUCAUUAAUGGGAGAAAUCAUCAGCACCAUAUUACCCGGGAAAUUAGGGAAAUUUGUAAAAAAGGUGCUUCUAUAGGAGGAAUAUAUAGUAUAUGCCGUAGGCCUAGUGCAGGGCCUGAGAGGGGGAGGAAUGACCCGAGGAUUCGAAGAUCUUCAAGUCGUGGCACCUACCUCAGACCCUGCGCUAUGCAGAGUGCUCCUUUACACAUAUCUUGUAGCCAAGUAUAAUAAAUGACAAGAAAUACACGUUUACUCA
Molecule: messenger RNA, 600 nt
Organism: Bufo bufo (common toad)
Lineage: Eukaryota; Metazoa; Chordata; Amphibia; Anura; Bufonidae
Product: guanylate-binding protein 1-like
Exons: 3
Coding region: 13-420 (135 amino acids)
Molecular function (GO): GTPase activity; GTP binding
Source: RefSeq, a predicted model, not a curated record